Molecule: messenger RNA, 813 nt
Organism: Microdochium trichocladiopsis
Lineage: Eukaryota; Fungi; Ascomycota; Sordariomycetes; Xylariales; Microdochiaceae
Exons: 2
Coding region: 1-813 (270 amino acids)
Source: RefSeq, a predicted model, not a curated record
AUGUCCGACGUCUCGAUGUCAGAGCCCUCCUCCGGCAGUGAGAGCAACGCGAGCGACAACACCAACCGUGUUGUACUCGCCGUCAAGACGCAUGACGAAGAUAUCCAACCCGCCCUUUUCAGGGGAUGUUACAGGCUCCAGUUCUUCCAUGCCUACUUUCUCCGACUUUUGACAACACAUGGCAUCGCAGGUGGCUGGCAUCUUACAGAACGUCGCAGUCGCAAUGUGCCAGGGGGCCAACGGUCGAGACCCGCCAGGUCAUGCUGCCUACAAAACACGCGGCAAGAAGGUCUCCAAGAAGAAGAAGUCUUGGAAGGAAAGAAGACUAAGGAAAUCGCUCACGAGCUGGCCAAGAAGACGCUCGAGGAGGCUCGCUUCGUCAGUUGGCACCUCCCUGGAGACGGGUACGGCCCUGAGGCCAUCCAAACUCUGGCGGUGCACUUCAAGAGCAACACAAUCGGCAAAGACUUUACAAUCAUCAAGAAUGGGAAGAAGGUCGUGAUCUGUUUGCCCGAACAAGAGGCUCUGAGGGCCACCAAGGUUGUCUUCGGAGACAUGCUCAGAAAACUGCCCGACAGGAUUGCCGACAUCCAGCGAUGGGUCCAAUAUAAGGCGAGCCAAAAUGCUCACAACGCCCUGAUCAACAACUCUCCAAGCAACCUGGCCCCUCUUCUCGAGCUGACCGACUUGGCUGCCGAAGCUUUCUGCCUCAAGCGACGAGAUCAAUGCCAUGAGGCUUGUGCACACCCACCCAUCUGCAAAUGCAGAACCAGCUCUUCGAGAUCAACGAACGGCUCAAGAACGGACAACUGA